Messenger RNA from Hydra vulgaris (swiftwater hydra), 1409 nucleotides. RefSeq lists its product as uncharacterized. Lineage: Eukaryota; Metazoa; Cnidaria; Hydrozoa; Anthoathecata; Hydridae. The record is from RefSeq and is a predicted model, not a curated record.
UAUUAUCUAUAUAUAUUAUCUAACUUAGAUUAUAACACUUUUUAUUAUAAAACUUAGAUUCUAAGUGUUAUCAAUUUAAAUUAAUCAAAAUCGUAGAUACGUUAUGGCAGAUAAUUAUUAUAUAGCCACACGCAAAAGAUCAAACCCUAGUACAAGCCCAAUCAAAAAGCUUUAUUCAGUUGUAACUCUUAAUGAAAAUAAUUUUCAUAAAAAGUGCAUGGUUCCGUUUCAUUGGGUGGAGGAAGAUGAAAAAUGUGUGUACUGGCCUCCAGUUGGAGAACAUCCCCUACACUACUAUAUAUCAAAAUGGCUUUCUCCUUGUCCAAAUUGGCAACAAUUUCCUCUAAUAAAAGUUUCUUUAAGUAAAGGCACUAAAGAAAUGUGUAAUGUAUGCUUGAACAUAGACUCAGAAUUAUCAGAGUGUCCUCCUGCAGGUGUUGUACUAGAAACAUCUGAAAUGAUCCGCGAGCCUAGUCCGGAUCUUGUCAUCAAAAGAAUACCAAAGUUUAGUAGUAAAAAUUUUAAAUCCGACCAAUGCAAAAGAAGGACUAAAGAAUAUUCUAAUGAAAGCGAAAGCUGUUCUUCUGAUUCACAUUCCAGUCCUUUAAAAGUUGCAAUCCAACAAACAAAAAAAUCAAAACAUUCGUUGACUAGUCAGAAUACUGUAACCAAACACAACUAUACUGCAUCUGCUUCAUAUUUUCAAACAUCAGCUUCUAACAGUAAUAGUAAUCAACCCCCAAGGAGAUCUCCAUUGAAACAAAACACUUCAUCUCAUUGCAUGCUCAAUGUAAAUUCCACUCCCUGUCACAAAGAUGCAUCAUUGUCACUCUGCCAACCAAAAUCCAGUCAAACAUGUCGUUUUGGAAAUUAUGGUGACCCACCUUCUUCGUUUAAGUUAAUGGAUCAGAGGCGAAUGCAGUAUGGAUUGUUUAUGGAGUUGGCUGCUAUUAAAGCCGGUCAGGCAGAUAUUGUUACUACAUUGGAACGGUUAGGAAGGAGAAUAGAGCCAGCAGAUUCAAGUUUCCAUCUUACAAAGUUUGACACCAUGGAAGAAUUUGAAAAGUUCGAUAGAAAGUUGGUUGAUGAAAAUGAGUAUACUCUUCUGGUUAGUCGUUUAAAACAACUGGGUGGACAGUCACCUUCACAACUAGUAAGUAGGUGUAUAAAUGAGUUGAUGGAGAAACAGGUGCAGGCGCAGUUUAACAAGAUGGGUAACAAAGGAAAAAAAUCGUUUAAGAUUACUUUUUCAUAUAAGGCAAUACUAGCUGCACUUGUAUCUCAAACUAACACAAGGGAAGUAAUAGAUAGAUUCAUUGGAGAGCAUUUAAAGCGUGCUCCUCGUGGAUUGGCUGCAGAUUAUAAAUAACGAGUUAUUUUAUAUAAAAGAUAUUUACACCUGAAAUCCA